Molecule: messenger RNA, 3219 nt
Organism: Chlamydomonas reinhardtii
Lineage: Eukaryota; Viridiplantae; Chlorophyta; Chlorophyceae; Chlamydomonadales; Chlamydomonadaceae
Exons: 16
Coding region: 135-1766 (543 amino acids)
Molecular function (GO): NADH dehydrogenase activity
Source: RefSeq, a predicted model, not a curated record
GGACAGCUGGCCAUUGUUACGGCUAAUUGGGGUUUCGCCCUUAGGAAGCUGCUCUCGAAACCCGGCCAACUUUGACAGAGCGCAUUUUGCCGGAACAACCCCUGUGAAAGGGCCUUAGCUCUAAAGAUUUUGCCAUGGCUGCUUCGGCGCUUCUUGCCACGGUUGCCUCGAGCUACAUAAGAAGAUCAAGCGGCGUGGGGACCUCCCUCCUCGGCGCCUUCAGCAACGACCAUCGUCCCUGCGGCACAGCAGUCUAUCAACACCUGCGCAGACUAGCUGCACAGGCUCAGGCCAGCAAGAAGACCGCGAGCUCCGACCAACUGCCCCUAAAAACGGGGCGCCAGAGACUCGUUGUUCUCGGCUCCGGCUGGGCAGCGGCGAGGCUUCUUCAUGAUAUUGACCCCAACCUGUACGACCUGACGGUCAUCAGCCCCCGAAACCACAUGGUGUUUACUCCGCUACUGGCUUCCACCACUGUGGGCACCCUGGAGCCCCGCAGUGUGGCAGUGCACCUGCACGAGAUACAGCCCUGCCUCAGCCGGCCCUCCAGUUCCGUGUUCAUUGCCGAUGCCCAUGCGGUCGACGCGGCCUCCCGCACCGUGACGUGCCGCUCCGUCGACGGACUGGACUUCAGUGUGCAGUACGACAAACUGGCCAUAUGCACCGGCAGCCAGGGCAGCACCUUUGGUAUUCCCGGUGUGCUGGAGAACGCGCACUUCCUGCGUGAUGUCAAACAGGCAGACGCCAUCCGUCAAAAGCUGAUUGAGAACAUCGCGCUGGCGGGAGUGCCGGGCCGGCAGCAGGACGAGUUCUCGCGGCUGCUGCAUAUCGUGAUAGUGGGUGGCGGCCCCACGGGGGUGGAGGUGGCGGGAGAGCUCACCGACUUCAUCAGCCACGAGCUGAUGCGCAUGUACCCGGAGCGCGCCAAGGCCAUGAGGGUCACGCUGGUGGAGGCGCGUGAGCUGCUGGGGUCGUUCGACGCCUCGUUGCGCGAGUACGCAGCACGCAAACUCAUCCAGGGGGGCGUGCUUCUUCGCAAGGGCAUUGUGCACGAGGUGACGCCGCGCGAGGUGGUGCUCAAGGACGGCACGGUGCUGCCGUACGGGCUGUGCAUCUGGAGCACCGGAGUGGGCCCCACACCCUUCUCACUGUCCCUGCCCUUUGCCAAGACCGCCGUGGGCCGCAUUGCAGUGGACAAGUACAUGCGCGUGCUGGCGCCGCCCUCCCCAACCGCCACCAGCACCAGUGCCGCCAACCCAGCGCCGGCCACGUCGCAGCCACAGCAAUCAGAGCCGACUAGCCAAACGCCAGCCGGUUCAACGGGCAAGGUUCCGGGCCUGUUGGCCGAUGAGAGCGACACGCCCUCCACCGCCGGCCUGGCCCCGGUGCCGCACGUGUACGCGCUGGGGGACGUGUGCGCCAACCCCGACAAGCCCCUGCCCGCGCUGGCGCAGGUUGCUGAGCAGCAGGGCCGCUAUCUGGCCAGAGUGCUGAACGAGCUGGCGCGAGGGCCGCCCCACGGCGUGCCGCAGCACACCGAGUUCGUGUAUCGGCAGCUGGGCGCCAUGGCCACUGUGGGCGGCCACAGCGCCGUGCUGGAGCUGGGAGACGCCGGCCGCCGCCACCUCAGCCUGGCGGGCUUCCUGUCCUGGGUGGCCUGGCGGUCCGCCUACCUCACACGCCUGGGCUCCAUCCCCAAGCGCCUGGCGGUAGCCUUCGACUGGAGUAUUACCAUGAUCUUCGGCCGCGACCUCAGCCGCUGGUAGCCCUGGGACUAGGGCGGCUGUAGCCGUGUGGCGGGCGGCGCGGCCCACAGCAGGGAUGUAGGAAAGUGAGCAGACGGCACGGCCUGGGUUAUCGACGCCAUUGAAGCCGCGUGCGUGACAACCUGAUGCCGCUGCGGAGCCUUGCAGCUUACGUGGCUUGGGGAGCAAGCAUCUUCGCCCUCCGGGCAGCUGAGGCAGACGUGCGUGCGCUGUCACUCUGUCAGCCCGGGCCCGGAGUGUGAUGGUUUAAUUGGUGUAGCUGCGUGUCAUUUCCAUCCAUCACGCUGUAUAUGGUCAAGUAUUGAUUGCUAGUUGCUGCGUAGGCUGCGCCAGGGGAAUCCCUGGACUGCACGGAUGUUUGGGACGCAUGUGGCCCAAACAGCAAGGCGCACGACCGUAAAUGAACAAGUGCAACAUAGUUUGGACAGCGCUGCACCUACGGGUGAGCCGUAGAGCGCACCGGGGGCCAUGGGCCCAUGGCAAACCGCAAACGCGUUACAUCGGAUGGCAUUAAUAAGUGGCCCCCGUGUUGGGCCGUAACCAGUUCGCAGUUUCGCAUACAGUCAUAAGACCUCAGCCUCUCAAACAGGCACCGCGGCCUUGUCGUCUUGCUUGUCGUCUUGCUUGUCAACCCCCCCUUACUCCUUGGGUGCAUCACCCCAGGGGGGUAGAAAGCUCAGGUUCUUACCCCAUGCUCAAUAUUACAGAGCUUUAGGAGAGCAUCAUGCACGUACUUCUAGUUUUUUAAGGGGGUGUCUGGUGAGGAAGUUCUGGGCCGCCAAAGUUGGGGGGGCGGACCUCGUCCCUGGGGGUCCGUCGGGUUUCGGGAGCUCAUCCUGGCGGAUUUCGGGAAGCGCCCCACAAGCAGAACUAGGGGCCAAACGCAGCAGUACGAGGCUCAUAUGUGCACGUUAUGACGUAGUAAGCACAAACAAAGCGUGGGAGGGCUAAGUUGCGCGUCCGGGCGUGGACAUGGGCCAUGUCUCCACAUUCAACACACGCGCACUGACACUGCUGGGCUCUGAAGCGCUGGUGCGCAUGAGUUCACGUCUAACAAGGCUGCCGAUGCACAUUGUCCAUUCGUCGCGCGGCAGAGAGUUGAGCGCGGGUUCACGGGGUGGUCUGGGUCGAGGGGAUUUCCAUGGAUAGGAUCCCGCCUGUGACCGAAGUCCCAGAACAGGACCGCUGAUGGCACGGAGUGAUAGUGCUCGUCAAGAGGAGUCAAUUGACACCACUUUGGUACUAAAUGGAGGGGUUUUAACCCCUGAACAACAAGGUUUGUCCGUCGGGGGGGCGGUCGUCCCCUCAAGGGGGGUCCCGGGGGAUUUCGGGGCAUGGGGUCUGGCACUUUGUUUCCGACCCCCCCUGUCACCCCCACCCCCACCCCCCAUUUUUAAGAAUCAGGCAGGCGUCAGAACGGAUAGCAAAUGUGAAUGAAAAGCAAAAGAAUAUG